GGGGUUUUCUUCCGUAAUUUGGCCUAAAUAGUAUAUAUUUGUCUGAAAGCGUGGUUUGUUAUGCUUACUUGGCGCCUGCACUAAAAUCGCUAACGGUAAGAAUAAAACAAACAACGCUUUCGAAUUACAAAAAUAUAUAUUUAUAUAUUCCGUCAUUUUUAAAGCGAUCCAAUGUUCUUGUCUUUUUUCUUCUGAAACGUAAUCUCCGCCCCUUUUCAGCGGGAGUCCCAAUUUCACCAUUUGAAUAUCAGUCGUUUCGUGAAUAAAAAUGUGAGUUUGAUCUCCUCUAUUUUAUUCAUCAUCCACAAGCAUCUGCUGCUACUCUUUCUCCCUUUAACGGAAUUGUGCCCUGGGGUUUUCAAAUCCGUGUUUCCCUCGUCUUCAAUUUUAGGUUUUCUACGACGAUUGAGGUUCGUUCGAUUCUGGAUUUCUAAUUUUAUUGUUUGCAGAUUCGAUAAAUUGAAGUUUGUCUCAGGUUAUAAACCCCAAGGGUUUUAUGGUUAAUUGUGAUUUAUGGUAGCAGUAACUAUCUCGUGAUUACGAUUUUGGGCAGUAAUUGUGUUUAGUUAAUUUUAAUAGCUUCGUUCUCAUUUGAUUGAUGUCUUCGUCUCAACCCACUUUUUUCGCGAAUAAUUGCUUGCCGCCAUUAAGCCCUUUCCCACCCAAUGAGUCUCCACUGGUUUCAUCAAACUCAAAUUUGAAAAACGUUUUCGUAGAGGAAACAGAUGUGAGCUCACGUGGGCCCACAACCGGUCUCUCUUCUCCGAGGGAAUAUCCUUUUUUCGGUAAUAACAUUAACGGCCACCCACCUCGUAAAGGGCAUCGCCGUUCUAACAGUGAUGUUCCGUUAGGAUUCUCGGCUAUGAUUCAGUCUUCCCCUCAGUUAGUACCCAUAGGCAGACAUGAAAUUCUGUGCAGUACUACAGGAAAUAAUAAUCCCAUUGGUCUGAAAAGACAAGGAAUCGAUGGAGUUGGUUACGGUAUUGGUAAGAAAUCGGAGGGGGAGGUUGUUGACGAGCUGUUUGAUGCAAACGAUAAAGAAAGUUUAUCGAGGCAGAAUAAGAGUUCUAGGGUUGUUACAUCACAAUUUCGGCACUGUAGGAGUCUUUCAAUGGAUGGAAAUUUUCGAUUCGGUGACUCGUCUAGUAAUCGAGUGGAUCAGCUGUCACCGAGAAAUUCAUUGAGCGAAAACCCGGCGAAGAUCGGUUUGGAAUUUGGACAUGGUGAAUUUAGUGAGAUUGAGCUGAAAAAGAUUAUGUCUGAUGAAAGGCUAGCAGAAAUCGCAGUAACCGAUCCAAAACGAGCAAAGAGGAUAUUAGCAAAUCGACAGUCAGCUGCUCGUUCGAAAGAGAGGAAGACACGUUAUAUAUCUGAAUUGGAACACAAGGUGCAGACUCUGCAAACAGAGGGCACCUCGCUUUCGGCUCAAAUAACUGCUGUGCAGAAAGAGCUUGCUGAAUUAACUAAUCAGAACAACGAGUUGAAAUUCCGGAUUCAAGCUAUGGAGCAACAAGCACAUCUCCGAGACGCCCUGCACGAGUCAUUGACCGCUGAAGUACAGCGUUUGAAGCUUGACGAUAUGGAGUUUAGAGAAGAAGGUGGUAGAGCAUCUAAUGUUACUGCUGUACAAAUGAAACAUCACAUCUUUCCAAUGCAGAGACAACAACAUAAUCAAAUACAACGAAUGUCUGUAACAACAUCGAAAACCUCGACUACGGUUUCAGCUGCUCCAGCCUCCGCGUAGUCGAAUCCUUAAGUUGGUCGAUUAUUUGGUAAUCUACAGUAUCUGGUAAUGCUGAUAUAUAAUGAUGUGGUUGGUUUUAGACCAGUAGUAUAUCAUACUGCAUACAUAGGUUGUGUGUUUAUUUUGUUGUUGUAUUUAUUUUAAAAUUCAUAAAUUUGGGUUGCUUUACUUAUAUAGUUAUAUAUAUAUAAAAAAAUGAAUUUAUGUAUUUUAGUCUUGGAAUCCACGUGUCAAAAGAUGCUUCCGCCGACACGUUCGGCGCGGCACAUGGGACUCACAUAUAUAUGUUGUUACUGUCAAAAUGGUGCGCAUGCCAUGUCAGUGCUGCCGGAAUGGUGCACCGCUGUGAUUAUAUUUUUGUAUAUUAUAUGGACCAAUCAUUGGGCCCCACUCGAUAAAUUACGCCACUACUGGGCUUUGUUU
Messenger RNA from Erythranthe guttata (spotted monkey flower), 2167 nucleotides. Its product is annotated as bZIP transcription factor 30. Gene Ontology annotation, cellular component: nucleus. The record is from RefSeq and is a predicted model, not a curated record. Gene Ontology annotation, molecular function: DNA-binding transcription factor activity. Gene Ontology annotation, biological process: regulation of DNA-templated transcription. Lineage: Eukaryota; Viridiplantae; Streptophyta; Magnoliopsida; Lamiales; Phrymaceae.